Amblyraja radiata (thorny skate) is the source of this 489-nucleotide messenger RNA. Its product is annotated as hepatitis A virus cellular receptor 1 homolog. The transcript has 3 exons. NCBI's taxonomy places the organism in Eukaryota, Metazoa, Chordata, Chondrichthyes, Rajiformes, Rajidae. The record is from RefSeq and is a predicted model, not a curated record. Gene Ontology annotation, biological process: cytoskeletal rearrangement involved in phagocytosis, engulfment; apoptotic cell clearance. The coding region runs from base 1 to 489 and encodes 162 amino acids. Gene Ontology annotation, molecular function: phosphatidylserine binding.
AUGGUUAUAACAGCAGCCCGGGGUCGAGUGGCCCUUGCCACCGGACCACAAGUGCGAGGAUACCUGGGACAGGCGAUCACUCUGCCGUGCCACUACUCUGUCCGAACGUAUGGUAAAACUGCGAUGUGCUGGGGUCGGGGACAGUGCCCUACCUUUGGCUGUGGAUCUGAACUGAUUAACACAAACGGAGUAACAGUAACUUCCGUAGGAUCCGAAAAAUAUCAGCUUGGUGGUAACAUUGAGCAAGGAGAUGUGUCGCUCACGAUAAAGCAGCUCCGGAAAGAAGACGGCGGAUGGUAUUGCUGCCGUGUGCAGUUCUCUGGACCGUUUAAUGAUGGGAAAGUUAAUAUGAAUUUCCUGGUUUUGGAUGAGAUCACCACACCGAAUCCUUCAACCACAAAUGAGUCUGUCCAUGCACAGGAUGCAAACUCUGUCACAGCUUCUACAUUUGUAGGUCAGACUAAAAGUUCAAACUAUGAUGUCUUCUAA